AUAUGCCAGAAUAUGUACCGCGACGUUUUGAGAGAGUAUAUAAACACAUAGCACUUAGCCUAUGAUAUUAAUUAAUAUAUGUGUGAGGAAUUUUGAUUUUAGAGAUGAAUAAGCUUAGAAAGUUAAUAUUAUUUACAGUUACUAUCUGUUUUACUGUUGCCGACGAAACAAAAAAGGAAGAAAAUGUUUUAGUUCUAAACACAGAAAACUUUGAUGAAGUUAUCAAAAAUAAUAAGUUUAUCAUGGUUGAAUUUUAUGCACCAUGGUGUGGACAUUGUAAAUCCCUUGCUCCAGAAUAUGCUAAAGCUGCAACUCUAUUGGCGGAGGAACAGUCCAAGAUCAUGCUUGCUAAAGUUGAUGCUACACAAGAAUCAAAAUUGGCUGGAAAAUAUGAAAUCCAAGGUUAUCCAACACUGAAAUUUUUUAAGGGAUCAAAAAUUAUUGAUUAUACAGGUGGUCGUAAAGCUGAUGAAAUCAUUCAAUGGCUGAAGAAGAAAACUGGUCCUCCAGCCAAGGAACUAGUCAGUGCAGAGGAUGCUAAACAGUUUAAAGAAAGUGCACAUGUAGUAGUAGUUGGUUUCUUCAAAGACCAAGAAGCAGUUGAUGCUAAAGCUUUUUUUGAAGUUGCAGACCAAACUGAUGACCACCCUUUUGCUAUCACAUCCAGUAAAGAAGUGUAUAAACAGCUGGGUGUAGAAUCUGAUGGAGUUGUACUCUUUAAAAAGUUUGAUGAAGGCAGGAAUGCACUUGAGGAUAAAGUUACUGUUGAGUCCUUGAAGAAGUUUGUAAAAGCAAACAGCUUGCCUCUAGUUAUAGAGUUUGAUCCUGAGAAUGCUCAGAAAAUAUUUGGUGGAGAUAUAAAAACUCAAAAUCUUCUUUUUAUAAGUAAAUUAUCACCAGAAUAUACCAAACUCAUGGAAGAUUAUAAUACUGCGGCCAGAGAAUAUAAAAACAAGGUUUUGUUUGUUGUUGUUGAUGCUGAGAAAGAAAACAAUGAAAGAAUCUUGGAGUUUUUUGGAAUGAAGAAAGAAGACAUGCCUGAAAUGCGGAUAAUACAGUUAAAGGAUGAGGUGUCCAAAUUUAAGCCUGAAACUAAAGAGAUCUCUUUGGAAAAUAUCCGUAGUUUUGUUCAAGAUGUUUUGGAUGGAAAAUUAAAGGAACAUCUACUGUCCCAAGAUGUACCUGAAGACUGGGACAAACAUGCAGUAAAAGUUCUAGUCAGCAAAAAUUUCGAAUCUGUAGUUUUUGAUAAGUCUAAGGAUGUGUUAGUAGAAUUCUAUGCUCCCUGGUGUGGACACUGUCAGGAGCUUGUUCCCAUCUAUAAAGAGCUUGGAGAGAAAUACAAGGAAAAUGAUACAAUCGUGAUAGCUAAGAUGGACUCCACACUUAAUGAACUAGAACAUACAAAAAUUAACAGUUUUCCAACAAUUAAGUUAUUUAAGAAAUGGACCAAUGAGGCAGUAGAAUAUAAUGGUGAAAGGACAUUAGAUGGUAUGACAAAGUUCUUAGAAACAAAUGGAGAGUAUGGCAAAGCUGCUCCUGAUGAGGUAAGAAGGAAAUUUGUAAAAGUAAUAGGUUUAAUAUAUAUUUAUUAAUAAUGUAGUAGACAC
Limulus polyphemus (Atlantic horseshoe crab) is the source of this 1610-nucleotide messenger RNA. RefSeq names its product protein disulfide-isomerase 2-like. The record is from RefSeq and is a predicted model, not a curated record. Gene Ontology annotation, cellular component: endoplasmic reticulum. Lineage: Eukaryota; Metazoa; Arthropoda; Merostomata; Xiphosura; Limulidae. The transcript is spliced from 9 exons. Gene Ontology annotation, molecular function: protein disulfide isomerase activity. Gene Ontology annotation, biological process: response to endoplasmic reticulum stress; protein folding. Bases 105 to 1595 code for a protein of 496 amino acids.